Molecule: messenger RNA, 7902 nt
Organism: Schistocerca serialis cubense
Lineage: Eukaryota; Metazoa; Arthropoda; Insecta; Orthoptera; Acrididae
Gene: Stat92E
Product: signal transducer and activator of transcription 5B
Exons: 18
Coding region: 224-2584 (786 amino acids)
Biological process (GO): regulation of transcription by RNA polymerase II; cell surface receptor signaling pathway via JAK-STAT; defense response
Molecular function (GO): RNA polymerase II cis-regulatory region sequence-specific DNA binding; DNA-binding transcription factor activity, RNA polymerase II-specific
Source: RefSeq, a predicted model, not a curated record
AAUUCCUGGAACGUGCAGAUUGGUUGUGUCAUAUUUUCCAGGUACUGCUGGAUAGAGAAAGUUUAUUACUCAUCAGACCAGGAAAAACGACAAUUGCUUGAAAAGAGCAGUUGAACGUUUCGUUGGGGAGUGCAUUGUUUAUAUUUCUCGCUGAGGUCGAAUGCCCGUUUUUUAAUAAUAAUAAAGUAUUUUUGCGAUUCCGAAUUCUUGUACAACCUUCGUCAUGUCAGAUGACAGUAAUGAACGGCCUUCUUGUCGCUUUGAAGAGUCAAAUCGUUCAUCGGACGACAGCUCCAUGUCGUUGUGGACGAAAGCUCAGCAACUACAAGGCGAUGCGCUCCUCCAGGUGCGCGCCGUUUAUGGAGAACACUUUCCAAUUGAAGUUCGACAUUUUUUGGCAGCAUGGUUAGAAGAGAAAAUGUGUUUUUUUUCUAGGACUGACAUAGACCCAGAAAAUCCCCAACAUGAGCAAUAUGUUGCCAGCCUUGUCAGUUCACUUAUUCAAGAACUGGAAAUGAAAGCAAACAGUAUGACAACAGAAGAGCUGUUUCUCACAAAACUAAAGUUAAUGGAGGCUGCAAAUACAUUUAGAGAAAGAUACAUGCAUAACCCCCGAAGGUUGUUUGAAAUAAUUCGAAAUUGUCUCAACACCGAAAUGAAGUUGGUGCAACAGGUAGGAAAUGCUAGCCUGGGCCGGGACUUGAUAAUGCCAUGUUUGCCAUUUACCCCAGAUCUUAAUACUGAAAUUGCUCAGCAGCUGGAUUAUUUGAGGAGACAGACCCACGAAACAGGAGAAGAUCUGAGAAGGAUUGAACAGGAGCAGGAAGCUUUUGCCCUGCAGUAUCAUGAAUGCACGAAAGUAAAUGCGCACUUACAACACAUACAAACACAGCAAAGAACUCCACAGAUAAUUGAAAUGGAGAAAAAGUUAAUGAAGCACAAAGAAACACUAGAGCAGUUACUAAAUCAGAAGGUGGCAUCAAUGAUGCAAUUAAGACUGACAUUUGUAGAUAAAUUGAAGGACACGAUAGAAAGUCACCUAACAAAAAUGCAAUCUAGAGUUCUGGAUGAAGAACUAAUUCGAUGGAAAAGGGAGCAGCAGCUUCAAGGAAAUGGGGCACAUUUUAACAAUAACUUAGACAGCAUACAGGAGUGGUGUGAAAGUCUUGCUGAAAUUAUUUGGAUGAAUAGGCAACAAAUAAAAGAAGCCGACAGGUUAAAGCAGAAGUUUGACUUCGAUCCACCCGUGGUUUCUGAGAGACUGCUUCAUCUGAACACAGUCAUCACACAGCUUUUAUCAUCUUUAGUCACAAGCACAUUCAUAAUAGAGAAACAACCACCACAAGUUAUGAAGACAAACACACGUUUUACUUCUACAGUAAGGCUCCUUGUUGGAGGGAAGCUGAAUGUCCAUAUGACCCCACCUCAGGUGAGGGUGACAAUAAUAAGUGAAGCACAAGCCAAUGCACUUUUAAAAAGUGAUAAAGUUUCAAAAGGUGAUGCUAGUGGUGAAAUUCUGAACAACACUGGUACCAUGGAGUACCAUCAGGCUACGAGACAACUUUCUGUCAGCUUCAGAAAUAUGCAGCUUAAAAAAAUAAAACGUGCGGAGAAGAAAGGUACAGAAUCUGUAAUGGAUGAAAAGUUCUCAUUGCUUUUCCAGUCACAGUUCUCAGUUGGUGGUGGAGAGCUUGUAUUCCAGGUGUGGACUCUUUCGCUACCUGUUGUUGUGAUUGUUCACGGUAAUCAAGAACCUCAUGCACAUGCUACUGUUACUUGGGACAAUGCUUUUGCUGAACCCGGAAGAAUACCAUUUGCAGUACCAGAUAAAGUACCAUGGUCAAAAGUUUCAGAUGCUCUCAAUAUGAAAUUCAAAGCAGCUACAGGGCGUUUUUUGACAGAAGAGAAUCUCAGAUUUCUUGCAGAAAAAGCCUUCAGGAAUCCCCAAGUGGCAGACUACAGUGGUAUGCUGCUUAGUUGGUCACAAUUCUGCAAGGAACCACUUCCAGACAGAAACUUCACUUUUUGGGAAUGGUUCUUCGCUGUGAUGAAACUAACAAAGGAACAUUUAAGAGGCCCAUGGAUGGAUGAAACUAUAUUAGGUUUUAUUCGGAAAAGACAAGCAGAAGAAAUGCUUGCUGGACGUCCCAGUGGCACCUUCCUUUUACGCUUCUCAGACUCGGAACUUGGGGGUGUAACAAUUGCUUGGGUUGCAGAUCAAAAUGAUGUCUUUAUGCUACAACCCUUCACCAGCAAAGACUUUGCAAUACGCAGUCUCGCAGAUAGAAUUUCUGAUUUGCAGCAUCUUGUAUAUUUGUAUCCUGACAUUCCUAAGGACCAGGCAUUUGGAAAAUAUUACACACCUUUUACAGAGAACCAACAACAGUCAAUUAAUGGAUAUGUGAAACCUCUGUUGGUGACUCAUGUCCCUGGUUGGGGUGGACCUGGUUCUGUAGGCAGCUACCCAGCAACACCACAGAUGUACCCACAUUCUCCAGACCCCAGCAUCCCCCGAGAUACACCAUCAGUUGCCAGCGCUACCAGUGAGUCAGUCAGUAGUUUACAUACUGUGAUGGAUUUAUAAAAGGAUGUUUGCCAGUUUUACAUCCAUGACAUCAAACACACAGUGCAGCUGGCAAGGAGUGAUUGUGUAGUGGCAUAGACUGAAGUGUCGCCAAGAGAAUUCCGUAAAUUAUUUUAGGAUUAACUGCUGGAUGACAUAGUGGUGAUGCAGUUGGACAUUUUAUGCAUCUGAAUUGUUUUGUUGCAUUUAAAUUUUAACUUUUAUAUUAAAAUAUUUUGUAGAGUAGUAAAAUGUUCAUCUUGUCAUCAGUUUUUAUACCAUUUUUCCUUUUUUCCUCAUUUUUCAAAAAGGCCUUUGUGUAUACAUUUUAUGACAUUAAAUUUUCAUUCCCAGUUUGAAAAGAUCUCUUAUUACUGUAUUAACUGAUGAUUGUAUUAGAAGUUCCUAAAAUGAAUCUGGGGACUGAUGCUUGUAAAUAACCCACUUUUGAACAUAUUUUGUCUACUUACAUGUACUAAUGAAACAUUGUCAUUACUGAGAAGUAAUCAAACUUACUGUGUUAAAUGUUGUGCAUGAUUUUGCAGCCUAAAUUUUCUGCAUUUGUAUUCAUACUACGUGUUUACCAGCCACCAGAAUUUUGGGUUAGUUUAGAAAUAUUCCUUUUUUCAGCUGUUUCGAUUGAGUCAUUAACGAUCGGGAAGUAAUUUGUUGACAGCGGCUGGAAUUUUGAUAGCGGUGAAGACAGACUUUUUUUAUUGUUACAAGACAGCGGUCCAGUUCUCAUGAUGUAGGCGUUUUUUUUUUUUUGAGAGAGUGUAGGACAAUGCAGUUCUUUCAGCACUGUAGAAAUUGUCUCAGUUCUCAAAAUGAGGAAUCACCCUGUCCUACAUUUCUGUUUAUCACACCGUCCAAAAAUAAUGUUCAUUCUGAUUCCAUUAAUAAACAUACAGAUUUUCCUCUGUCAGUUUUUCUUUAUGACUUUGCUCCAAAUAUGUUGCAGUAACAUUUUUUACCAUUUCCCACCAUAUUACAUUAUCUUCAUAAAUGUCAGAUUUUUUUGUGUUAAAUGACUCCUCUCUCUGAGAAAUAGUAUAUGUCAUGUGUUGUGAUAGUAUGCAAUAAUUUUAAGGAGGCCUUCUCUCUUUAAUAUUAUUCAGAACUGGUAUCAGAUGUGAUGUUUAAAGGUUAGAUCUAAUUGUUUGUGUCAGUAAAAAAAUAAAAUCAUGCCCAUUCUCUGCCUAUUUACAUUUUGCACAACAUGAAUCAAACCUGAUUUGUUGUUCAGAGUAGUGCUGCUUCAGAUAUAUUUGAAGUUGCAUGUUUGGUUUUUCAGUGCUGUGGAUAAGAGACGAAUAGUUUUGGUUUCAUAAUCGUUCAGAAGUAUGUUGUAAAAACUGAAAAUUUGUAUUGUUUCAACAUUUGAAAGGGUAAGAGUAGGCAUAUCUGCUAGAUAUAUAUAAAAGUAAUCUUGCCUGUUGAUACAUGACGUUUGAAUCAUGUUGUGUGAAAUGAACUGAUAAAAUGGUUACAGUUGUUUUUGAUUGACAUAGUGUCUUCUCAUUGUGUAUGUCUAUAAGAUGUAAUGUUGUGCUGUCACUGACAUUUUCAUAAACAUUAUUCUAUAUUGUGUAAAUAUUUUUGUAACUAUAGAAUGUUUAAUGUGCGUUGUUUUGUUGUGAGUUGAUAGUUGUAACUUGUCAGGUAUCAGUGAUACCUCAGAAGUUUUAACAAAAUUUUAUUAAAGAAAAGAUGCAAAACAGAAAUAAAGAAAAAAAGAGAACAGGGUAAGUGCGGGAGCAAAACAUGUAUUGUACUUAGAAUUUUUAUUAUUAUAUUGUUUAUAAUAAUAAUGUUUAUCGAAUGAUAUAUGGCAGUAGAAGAAAGAUGUGUAGCUUAGGUAUAUUUGUCUUUCAUGAAAUUUUUGAAAAUUUUAAAAGAAAAUAAAAUAAUACUUUAAUCACAUCAGUAUUUGUGGAGCAUUUAAAGUAAUAUUGACAGUGUUUAUAUUCUAUUUCAAAUUGAAUUCUGAGAAAGCUAACUUUGCAGGAAUGUGUGUACUGUCUUUAAUAACUGGGGUGUGUUUCAUGUGUGAGGAGGUAAAUAAUUAAUGCUUGGUUUAAUAUAGUUGAUGAUUUUCACAAAUUAAAUAUCAAAUUCUUUUGCAUCGAUGUAAUGUGAACUUGUCAAUUCUCACUAGCACCUAACAGCUGUAUUAUGUAAUAAAGACUUUCUUUUUCGUAUGUCAAGAAGUACAACCACAUAGGAGAGGUCACUGUUCCCACAAGAAUAAUUGAGUAUAUGAAUAUUUCCACGAUUAUUUAGGUUCCUUGAGCGGUAAUCUAAUGUAUGUAUGGUGUCAGAAAUAGCCGUUCUUUUACUCUCCAUCAAGCUACAUGUGAAUUUACUUGUUGCCUUCCACUACCCUACCACUCUGUCCACACACACACACACACACACACACACACACACACACACACACACACACACCAUCUUCUUCCUUGCCCUUGUUUGGAACACCCCCUCCCUCCCUCCCUCUCUCUCUCUCUCUCUCUCUCUCUCUCUCUCUCUCUAGCCUCUUUAGUUGCAGUAUUCAAAGUGCUGUACAAGGUUCAUCAUGCAUUAAUUGAAACUUUCCAAUAGACCCAGGUUCUCCUCGGAAUGUGAUGGGAAACUGAAUGCAAUUUUUGAAGAGAGUUUGAAACUUUGCUUUCUGCUCUCUGUAUAAGUUUUGCUACCUUUUAACUAAUAUAUUUCUUCGUACUUUGUGCAUGACAACAAAUAAAUAGUCUGGUGACCAGUGAGUGCAAGAUGUAUGCAAUAUUCAGAACUUGUUAGCAGUGGUUUUCUUUUCAUAAGCUGCUUUUAGUUCUGUUGAAGUUGUUUCUGAGAUGACAGUUGAAGACUGUAUAUAUGCCUGUGCUGAGUUUUUCCUAUUUCUAUGAUGCUGUGAUGAUGCAGUAUAAUUAUAAUGUAGUUUGCAGUAAUUACACAGGGAUUUAAGCACUGGCUGCUGCUUUCCUGAUACUUUAAGAAUGCUUGAUACACGUGCUAUGAACAUACAGAUUGUUAAAUUCCACAUGAAGUUUAAUGGCCUGUUGAGGUGAACAUCCUAAUUGGAUAAGUUGUUGAAGAAACUGUAUUCACUAUAGUAACAACAUUAACAUCUCAGGUGAUUUCUUCAGGUGUAACUGCUGGUAUCCUGAAACACUGGUUACUUACAUUGUUAAUGGUAGUCCAUUAGUGGAUUAGAUUUCUUUGAGUGGACAAGUGGGUUUCUUAAAAUGAGAUACUAUUGUCUGAUGUGGCUGAAGUAGGUACCACACAAUUGAAACUGAAAUGAGAAUCAAUUUGUACAAGUUGUGCAAGACCACAUGAUGUCUCAUUCAGGUGGCAUCAACUUAUGAUCAUAACUAGUUUUUUUAUUGUAAUUUUGGAGCAUAUCUACAAAGCUGCUCUCGGUCAUUGCUCCUUUGUGUGAUACAUAUACUUUGUUUAUUUCAGAUUGUGGAAGUAUGGGUUUAAUUUUGUCCUUUGAUUGGAUGCACUUGUUGUAAUCAGUAAAUGAAGAUUUUUUGGACCUUCAUAUAAGUGUUUGCAUGCUUUCAGUUUCUCUUUGCUGAUGCAGUGCAUAUGGGAAGACAAUAUAUAUUAUUGAGUAAUUGGAAUUGUGAAUUCAUAUUGCAAAAACACAAUGAGUAUUUCAGGAGAACUUAUAUUUUGUGUGUUGUAGUGAACCUAAAUUCAUUUGCUUCAGGAUUCCUUUCUCUGUACACAUUUAUUUGUGCUCUCUAACAAAUUCUUACAUUGCUCGUCGUCAUAAUCGUGUUUUAUCAUACUCGUGUUUCAUCAUUACUUAUGUCUCCCAUCAGAGUGAUGAAUAAAGCCCUUUCAUUUUUUGACUUUGUUGAUCUUGAUAAUAGGACAUUAUUUCUUUAACAUGUGCAGUGCUUUGCCACAGAUAGGGCUAUUAAUUAGUCUUUGGAUUGAGACUAGAUAUGCAAGUAAUAAGAUGAAUGAUUUCACUGAUGAUUUUUAUGUGUCAUUGGUACUUAAAAAUGUUCGUUUAGAUGCUUUUAGAUAAGAGAACCACAGAGAACUAUAAAUGGAAAGGUCAUUUUACCAGUGAUUAGUGUUUGGUGUAAUUAUGUUGCAUAUGAUAAGAAAUAUGUCUCUCACUGUUUCAUAGUGAGAGUAGCAGCUUACAGAAAAACAUUCCGUAUCUUGUACACCUACUGGAUGUUGAUCCCUCUGUUGGACUUGCAUAGUAGGAAAGGGACCCCCUCCCCUUUUUGUUAUAUAAAUUAUGGCAGGAAUUAUUUUUCUUGAAAUAGAUGAACCAAAUUCUCAGAAACAUUUCCUUUCACUUCAUGUGCAGGUCAUAUUUUUUUUUAUUAUAUGGCUCCCUGUAAACAGUCAUGUCAAACUUUCUAAUUAUGAUCUAGAUAUUCUUUAACAACAACCCAUAGGAACUAAGUACUGCAUUUUUAGUAUCUGGACAGUCUUAAAAUAGUUUAGUGGAAUUGCAGACUAAUUUUUAAAGUAAGAUCCUCGCAGUGCUGUCUUUAUUAAUAUCAAAACAUUUUAUGAAAACUCUAUGCUCCAAGAGCUGUAGUUUCCCAGAAUGUAUUUCUAGUAGAAGUUUGACAACUGCACAGUUAAUGAUGUUCUGCCCAGCAUUGAUGGACCUUCCAUAUUUGUUUAUCUUUUAAGAUAUAUAAUCACCUUAUUUUUAAUGAUUCCCAUUAUUGUGUUGUACAGAAUUACUCAUGAAUGUAACUUUUGAAAUGUGCUAUUAAUAUUCCAUCCAUGUUGACUUAACUAUGUAGAAAUGUUAGAUAAAUGUAAUAGAUAUGCCUCAGGUAUUUGGCUCUGGAAAUGCAAUUUAAGAAAACCUGAAAUUCUCCAUGAUUAACAGCAAAGUAUUUACAGAGCCUGACUUGUCAGAUACAAAUUUUACAGUGUGUUGCUAUUACAUAACAGACUUUAAGGCUGACUCUUUGACAAAAUGUAACAUAUCUUUUUAUAUACUUUUCAGUUUUUUAACACUUCAGGUUUCAGAUAUAUCUUGAGAGUUAUUAACUGAAACUUUUGUAAUAAAUAUAUUAUUCAUAUGAUGUUACUGGUUCGUCAGAAUGUUUUUAAUUUUUCCAGUCAAAAAUGUAAAGUCUCCAUUUGUGAUGUUUGUGAUUUCAGUGUAUACUAUAAAUAAAAUGUUAAUAAAUGUCAAUUGCUGUCAUACGUUUCAAUGUUUUUCUCUGACACUAGUUACUUCUUCACAUCAUCCCAGAAUUAUACUUGCAGAGUGAAUCACAAAGUAGAUACCGAAGCUAUUACAGCAUUAGCUCAUUAUCAACUGCAUGAAAGAUAAAACAAAACAU